Molecule: messenger RNA, 2130 nt
Organism: Adineta steineri
Lineage: Eukaryota; Metazoa; Rotifera; Eurotatoria; Adinetida; Adinetidae
Source: the annotation of a GenBank genome assembly
AUGACGUUGAAAUCUGUGAGUGAAAUUCAUCAUCAACAUGCGAAUGUAAAAUAUGGUAAACCAUAUUUUGCUGUAUUAUUAGCUGCAUUUUCUUCAUUGGGUGGAUGGUUUUUUGGAUAUGAUCAAGGUGUAACAGGUGGUAUUGUCGUUAUGAAUUCAUUUAAAAAUGACUUUUGUGUUGGUAUAUAUGGUAAUGCAAGUGUUUGUGAUCUUCCAGUAGCUUCUUUACCUUCUGAUUAUAGACGAUAUUUAGUAUUAUUUACAUUCUUAUAUAAUGUUGGAUGUUUUGUUGGUGCUUUAUUCAUCUCUUCAUUUAUAGCAGAAAGAUAUGGACGUCGAGCUAUUAUUCUCACAUCAGCAAUACUAUUUACAAUAGGUACUUCAAUGGUUAUAUUUCCACCAGGUGGUUCAAAAAAGAUUAUGAUUUUCAUACUUAUCGGACGAAUUAUUGAAGGUACAGGUGUUGGUUGCUCAUCAUUUUCUUGCCCACUAUAUGCUUCAGAAAUCGCACCAACAAAUCUACGUGGAAUGCUUUCCGGUUUUAUGCAAUUAACUGUUGUAACUGGUUUAUUUGCUGCUAAUGUCGUAAAUUAUUUAUUACAAAAUCAUAAAUGGGGUUGGCGAUUAUCUAAUGGUAUUAUUUUAAUUGCACCAAUUGUUAUUAUGAUAGGUAUAUGUCUUUGUCCAGAAACUCCUAGAUGGUUAUUUAAGAAAAAAGGACGAAAAGCAGCAGAAAAUAGUUUACAACGUAUUCGUAAAACACGGGAUGUAACUAAUGAAUUAGAUGCAAUUUCUGAUGCUAUAAGAGAAGAGGGUAAUCAAGUUUCAACUAAAGAAUUAUUUACACCAAAAAUACUUGAAAGAUUAGCUGUUGGUAUAGGUAUACAUGUUUUUCAACAAACAACUGGUAUUAAUCCAAUAUUUACAUUUGGUGGUAUUAUUUAUGAAAAUGUUCUUGGCAAGGGUAUUAUCUCAUUAUUAAUUUUAUCUGGUGCAAAUUUAUUAUUUACAAUACCAGCCUUAUUUUUAUUUGAUAGACUAGGACGUCGAAAUCUUCUUAUAAUUGGAGGUUUAGGUAUGGUAGUUGGUCAUCUAGUAGCAGCAACAGUAUUUGCUACUGGUUGUAAAGUAGUUAAGACUAUUAGUAAUGAUACAAUCGUAACUGAAGAAGUUGUAACUUGUAAAGAAAGUUCUGGUAUAGCAAUGCUUGUUUUUACAGUUAUUUUUGUAGCUUUUUUUGCACUUUCCUGGGGACCAAUUGCUUGGAUUUAUGUAGCAGAAAUUUAUCCUCUUAAUGUUCGAGCUAAAGCUGUUGCAAUAGCAACAGGAAGUAAUUGGUUAAUAGGAAUGAUUAUGUCUUAUAUACUAGAGUUAAUAAAUCCAUUAGGAAUACAUGGCGUAUUUUAUCUUUUUAGUGGUUUGACUUUAUUAGCUGUCGUAUUUGUCUAUCUUUUCUGUCCAGAAACGAGAGGAGUUUUAUUAGAAGAUAUUGAAGAAGUCUUUGAUAAUUUUCAAUUAAAAAAUCGACCACCGAUUAAAGUCCUACGAAGAUUAUGUGCUAAAGGUGCUCAACAUCUUUCUAAUGUUCUUCAACAGAAUGAAACACUCAUUACACUGAAUCUUGAAUUCAAUCUUAUCGAUGAUCAAGGUGCUUUACAUCUUGCAAAUGCGUUACAGAAAAAUAAAACACUUACCGCACUUUACCUUCAAUUCAACAAGAUUAGUUCAGAAGGAGCAGGUCACCUUGCCAUUGCUUUACAACAAAAUCAAACACUCACUACACUGGAUCUUCGAGGCAAUUUUCUCAACUCUAGAGCAGCUCAAUUUAUUGCUGAUACACUACUAAAAAACCAAACACUCGUUACACUGUGUCUUUCACAUAAUCAAAUUAAUUCUCAAGGCGCAAUGCAUCUUGCCGCUGCUCUAAAACAAAAUAGAACACUCAUAUCACUAAAUCUUGCUAACAAUCAAAUUGAUGCACCAGAAAUAGAAUAUUUUGUUAAUCCUUUACAAAAAAAUAAAACACUUACAAUACUAAAUCUCCGCGGCAAUCAAUUCAAUGUUAAGAAAAAUAGCCGUCUCAUCGCAGCUCUGAAAGAAAAUACGAUAUCUCGCACAAUAACUUUAUAG